GGCAAGGUGCCCAUUAUCACUGCACUUUAUCACCACCAUAUUGGUUUGCUUCGUGGUAAGGAAUUUUGUAAGUAAUACGAUUUUGUUAUAGAAAUCCACGUAUGCAGGAAUAUCGUACAAAAAAAUAAGGCAAUAUAUAGAUUUUGUGGCGCUGUUGCUAUUUUUUACCUAUAAAAAAUGUCGGAUAGUGAAGAAGCAUAUUCUGGAAACGAAGAGGAUGAUUUUUUUGAUGAAGAAGCUGCAGAAGAAGGUCAGGAUGAUGAAGAGGUGGAAGAUGAUGAAGAGAAGAAGACGAAGAGGAGGAAGAAUAUGAACGAAAAGGAAAGAAAGAAGAAAGAUUGGAGCUAGUGCUUUCAUUGAUGCUGAAGCAGAGGUUGAUGAGGAUGAUGAAGAAGGCACUGAAGCAGAGGAAGGAUUUGAAGGAUUUGAAGACCAGUACAGUCAACGUGAAGAAGAUCAUACAGAGGAUAUUUCAGGUGCUAGAAGAUUACAACAAAUGCUCAAGGAGCGAAGUGAUGAAGACUUAGAGGAAUAUUACAGAAGAAAAUAUGUUGAAACAUCCCAAAAAUACACAAAGAAAGAUUAUGAUACCCCUCGUGGAAUUGAGCAACAGAGUUUAUUGCCUGGUGUAAAGGAUCCAAACUUGUGGCUCGUCAAAUGUAGGAUUGGAGAAGAAAGGGCGACAGUUAUUGCCAUGAUGAGGAAAGCUAUAACUCAGCAGUUUACCGAUGAGCCUCUCCAAGUAAAAUCUGCAAUAGCUGUUGAAGGUUUAAAAGGUUAUAUUUACAUUGAGGCGUACAAACAAACGCAUGUGAAACAAGCAAUAGAAGGUAUAGGAACUUUAAAGAUUGGGCAAUGGAAUCAAAAAAUGGUACCUGUUCAGGAAAUGACAGAUGUUCUCAAUGUAGUAAAAGACUUAGUUCAACUUAAGGCGAAACAGUGGGUGAGAAUGAAACGUGGUAUCUUUAAAGAUGAUCUUGCUCAGAUUGACUAUGUUCAUCCAUCAAAAAAUCAGGUCACACUUAAAAUGAUUCCUCGUAUAGAUUACACAAAACCCAGAGGAAGCAAAGCAUUAGAGAGUCAGGAACAGGAAAAGAAGAAACGCUUCAGACGACCGCCUCAAAAAUUGUUCGAUGCUGAAGCUUUGAGGAGCAAUGGCGGUGAAAUUCAUCAUGAUGGCGACUUCAGUCUAUUUGAAGGCAAUCGCUUUAGACAGGGUUUCUUGUAUAAAAAUAUGGCCAUUUCUGCCUUGAUUACUGAAGGUAUCAAGCCAACACUUUCUGAAUUGGAAAAGUUUGAAAGUACAACGGACGAUAUUGACUUGGAGUUGCCUACGAAGUCUUCCAAAGAUGAUGUAACAGAAAACCAGUUUGCACCUGGUGAUAAUGUUGAAGUUGUCGAAGGUGAAUUGAUCAACCUACAAGGGAAGAUUGUAAGCAUUGAAGGAAGUAAAGUCGUCAUGUUACCUUUUCAUGAAGAUUUGAAAGAACCGCUAAAUUUUCCAGCGUCAGAAUUAAGAAAAUUCUUCAAAGUUGGGGAUCAUGUCAAAGUGAUUCAUGGAAAAUAUGAAGGAGAUACUGGUCUUGUACUCCGCGUUUUGGGAAAGACGGCCAUUUUGUUCUCUGACCUUACUAUGCAUGAGCUUGAAGUACUAUUAAAAGAUUUGCAGUUGUGCUCCGAGCGUAGUAGCGGAGUAGACUCGAUGGGUCAACAUCAAUGGGGAGAUUUAGUUCAACUAGAUCCACAAACCGUCGGUGUUAUCGUUCGUAUCGAGAGAGAGACAUUUUCAAUCUUGACACAACACGGAAAGGUUGUCCAAGAAAGACAACAAGCUGUUGCCAGGAGGAAAGAGAAUAAACAUGCUGUAGCUUUAGAUUGCGACCAGCAAACCAUACAAGUACGAGAUAUCGUUAAAGUUAAUGAUGGUCCACACAAGGAUUUUCAAGGUGAAGUGAAAUACGUCUAUCGUGGUUUUGCCUUUCUUUCUUGUAAAAUGGUUGUCGAAAAUGGUGGUAUAAUCGUGUGUAGAACUAAACAGCUUCAGCUUGCGGGAGGUGGAAAGGCUGCGGCUGAUUCACUCGGUGGAUUUGGAGGCUUUGGUGGCGGUUUUGUCCCCCGCUCACCCCGAAUAUCAAGUCCUGCACGCGAAGCUGGUGGCGGAACAAGUGCAUCCCCUUCAGGGCGGGGGGGUGGAUUUGGCCGCGGUCGUGGUAGACCGGGGCGAGAUCAAACCUUGAUAGGAAAAACCAUCAGAAUUUCACAAGGACCUUAUAAAGGUUAUAUUGGGAUUGUAAAAGAUGCCACUGAAACGACAGCACGGGUUGAACUUCACAGUAAUUGUAAAACGAUUUCUGUUGAUCGCUCACGAAUAAAUAUUGUUGGAGCUCCAUCUCGUGGAGGUUCUGUUCAUUCAAGGACACCAAUGUAUGGAUCGCAGACACCUAUGUAUGGAUCUCAGACUCCAGGAUCUCGGACACCAAUGUAUGGAUCUCAGACCCCCACUCAUGAUGGAAGCAGAACUCCUCAUUAUGGUUCCAUGACACCAUCGCACGAUGGUUCGCGCACGCCUCUUCAUGGUGGGGCAUGGGAUCCAAGUUCGUCCAACACUCCUGCGAGAUCAGAGAACGAGUUCGAUUACAGCCUAGAUGUUCCUACGCCAUCUCCUGUUGGUGGUUAUGGAACACCUAAUCCCGCGACACCUGGUGGUUUUACAGCUCCUUUCACACCUGGUACACCUGGGGGUAUCUAUGGAUCUGAGCCAAGCUAUUCGCCAUAUGUUGAUUCACCAUCACCAGCAGGUUAUGCAAAUCCCGUGACUCCAGGAAGUGCUAAUCCAAGUCCUAUAUCACCAGCCUUUGCUCCUCAUACUCCUGGUGCGAGUUUGGAUAUGGAGCAACCUCACGAUUGGGUAACACAAGAUAUUGAAGUGACAAUAUCAGACUCUCAUCAGGAUUCUCAACUUGUUUCGAAAAAAGGUGUCAUCCGUAAUGUCGUCGGUGGUACGAGCACUGUGUACUUGUAUGACGAAAAGCGUGAUGUCAGCAUUCCCAGCAAGCACUUGGUUCCUGUGAAACCAUCAAAGCAGGAUAAGGUGAAAUUGAUUCAUGGAGAUGAUCGUGAAAGUACUGGAACGUUGAUUCAAAUUGACGGCACUGAUGCUAUAAUAAAAAUGGAUUCAGGCGAACAGAAAUUAGUUUGUUGUGACAUUGUCUCUCUGGCGCGCCUUGCACCCACUAUAGGAUAGAAAGUACCAGACAUAAGCGUAUUGUGGCGUGUCGUUGUUUUCCGAGUAAAGAUUUUAUACUGGAAACAUUUUACUGCAAAGAUGAUGACAGAUAAGUGGUAUUCUUUGUCUGAUUGAUUUUUUCUUGGGAAUUUGUGUGUAAUUUUAUUUCAAUUCGUGAAAGUCUUUGAAUUAAGGUUGUAUACUAUCCUAUCUACAUUCACUUUUCUCUUUGUGCUUUUCACUUUUUCGAUAAUCAUUGAAAAAAUCAUUAAUGUUAAAAUGAACAUAUCACAUGCAAAUGUGAAAUAAAUUUAACUUUGGCUGAAACUGAAAAA
This is a messenger RNA of Xenia sp. Carnegie-2017, 3561 nucleotides long. RefSeq names its product transcription elongation factor SPT5-like. The transcript has 32 exons. Gene Ontology annotation, biological process: regulation of transcription by RNA polymerase II; transcription elongation by RNA polymerase II; transcription elongation-coupled chromatin remodeling. NCBI's taxonomy places the organism in Eukaryota, Metazoa, Cnidaria, Anthozoa, Malacalcyonacea, Xeniidae. The record is from RefSeq and is a predicted model, not a curated record. Gene Ontology annotation, cellular component: DSIF complex. Gene Ontology annotation, molecular function: mRNA binding; protein binding. The coding region runs from base 497 to 3244 and encodes 915 amino acids.